Hippopotamus amphibius kiboko is the source of this 1635-nucleotide messenger RNA. It is a transcript of the gene AUH, whose product is annotated as AU RNA binding methylglutaconyl-CoA hydratase. Gene Ontology annotation, biological process: fatty acid beta-oxidation. The coding region runs from base 14 to 1138 and encodes 374 amino acids. Gene Ontology annotation, molecular function: enoyl-CoA hydratase activity. Lineage: Eukaryota; Metazoa; Chordata; Mammalia; Artiodactyla; Hippopotamidae. The transcript is spliced from 11 exons. Gene Ontology annotation, cellular component: mitochondrion. The record is from RefSeq and is a predicted model, not a curated record.
GUAAACAGACAACAUGGCGGCGGCGGUGGCAGCGGCGCCUGGGGCCUUGGGCACCUUGCAGGCCGGCCGCGCUCGCUUGGUGGCCGCUUGCUGUGCGCGGCUCGGCCCCAGGUGGAGUCUGCCCGGCUCCUGGAGGAGCCCGCGGGUCGACCCGGCGAUCUGGGUCCGGGGCUGGACUCCCGCGGCCGGGGGGGCGGCCUGGCGGAGGGGCUACAGCUCGGAGGUGAAGACGGAGGAUGAGUUGCGGGUGCGGUAUCUGGAGGAGGAGAACCGAGGUGUGCCACGGUGCAGCUCACCUGUAAAAGUGGCCCUACUCGGCGCCGAGGACAGAGGUGCAGCUUCCGUCCUCAUCUCUAGACGAGCCAAGGUCAAUAAACCCGGAAUUGUGGUGCUUGGAAUAAACAGAGCUUAUGCCAAAAAUUCAUUGAGUAAAAAUCUUAUAAAAAUGCUCUCAAAAGCUGUGGAUGCUUUAAAAUCUGAUAAGAAAGUACGGACCAUAAUAGUCAGAAGUGAAGUCCCAGGGAUAUUCUGUGCUGGUGCUGACCUUAAGGAAAGAGUCAAAAUGAAUUCCAGUGAAGUUGGUCCUUUUGUCUCCAAAAUAAGAGCAGUGAUUAAUGAAAUUGCUAAUCUUCCAAUGCCAACCAUUGCAGCAAUAGAUGGACUUGCUUUAGGUGGUGGACUUGAACUGGCUUUAGCGUGUGAUAUAAGAGUAGCAGCUUCCUCAGCAAAAAUGGGCCUGGUUGAAACAAAGUUGGCAAUUAUUCCUGGUGGAGGUGGGACGCAGCGACUGCCACGUGCCAUUGGGAUGUCCUUGGCCAAAGAGCUCAUCUUCUCUGCACGUGUGCUCGAUGGCCAAGAGGCCAAAGCCGUGGGCUUGAUCAGCCAUGUUCUAGAACAGAACCAGGAGGGGGACGCUGCCUACAGAAAGGCCUUGGACCUAGCAAGAGAAUUUUUACCUCAGGGACCUGUUGCAAUGAGAGUGGCAAAAUUAGCGAUUAAUCAAGGGAUGGAGGUCGAUUUAGUAACAGGAUUAGCCAUAGAAGAAGCUUGUUAUGCUCAGACUAUUCCAACGAAAGACAGACUUGAAGGUCUUCUUGCUUUUAAAGAGAAAAGGAUCCCUCGCUAUAAAGGAGAGUAGAAGAAACAGAAAACUUUAAAAUGCCAGUGUAAUAAAUGUGCUUCUGGAAGUACCUUUCAGACCCACGUAUGCCUCAGCACCUGGAAUCCCAGCAACCAAAGGGAAGAGCGAGUUAUCUGUGUACUGAAUUACAUAUCUGGAGUGGACCCAUUUGUGUACUGUGUUCAAAUGUGUGUCAUCACAUUCAUUCCGAUUCAUGAAGCUAGUAGUGCAUACUGUCAAAAACACCGGUCCAGAAUUAGGUAUACAUUUCUAAAUACCUCCUGCAUAUGAGGCUUUCUGUUGUUAAUUUUUUUAAUGUGAAUAAUUUAUAUAUUGCCCAUUCUAGGAAGAAAUAUUGAUUGUAUGUCUCCUCUGCUGCAGUAUGAAAAUAAAAUUAUUUCUAUAUACCAAAAAUGUGAAGUUAUACCAAAUAAAGUUUCUAAGGGAUUGUACAUACAUGCACCCACACACAUACAUCUCAUACUGAGAAAGGAGUUGAUAGAAUUCUGAGUGAA